AUAGAAACGGGCACUUGCGUGAUCAAUGUAUGAGUCAGCUGCGUGGUAAGCAAAGGGUACUAUACGAAUUACCAUGCUGGCCCGGGCCAUCCGUCGUUAUCAGCCUGGUAUGUGUUGAAGACUGGCCUUAAUCUGCAACCAUGUAGCUAUAAAUCCGGGACAUCGCUCUCUUCAUCCAACUAGUACACCAUGUCCAUCCCUCCAUUCGAUUCCACUGCCUACUCCACCUAUACCCAACCACCCAAUCCAUCCUGGACGUACGGCCAGAAAAUCGAUUCCACUCCUGCCGGAAGAGCCUGGCUCGCAGGUGAAUCUGCAGGGUGGAAAGUCUAUGACACAGCAGAGACAGACAAGACCGAACUCUACAAGCUCUUGAUUUCAGGCAUCGUACCACGCCCCAUCGCAUUCGUGUCCACGAUCACCGAUGAGGGCGUCACGAACAACCCGCCUAUAAUCUCAUUCGCAUGCAACCACAGCGCUCCGGGCCGCCUCAAAGACACGGCCGCGAACUUGAAGAACAGCCAAGGGUUCACCGUGAACAUCAUCAGCGAGCCAUUCGUCGAGAAUGCAAACGCAACUGCUAUAGACGCUCCUCCCGGCUUCGACGAAUGGUCUAUCAGUGGUCUGACAAAGGAGAAAUGUGUGCAAAUCAAAGCAUCCCGCCUCUACAAAUCCAUAGAUAUCACCCACCCAGUCACGGGCGAGCAAAGCAGCACGCUCAUCCUCGCGCACGUCAAGUACAUCCACGUACGCAAAGACGUGCUCACAGACAGAGGUGUCAUCGACCUCACAAAGUUCAGGCCCGUCGCGCGUUUGGGUGAUAUCUCAUAUGCGCGCGUUGGAGACGCAUACAGGCUCGCCCGUCCAACAUGGGCGCAGGAGGAGACGAAGAUACAGGACGCGUUGGCGACUCUUGCAUCACUAUGAAAUAGAACGAAAGAGGUAGCGUGCCGUUUAUUGGUAAUAUAUACCAUAGCCUAUAGGAUGGGGAAUGUAUAUCAGCAUCCAUUAUUUAUGUCAUCCACGCGUGAGAGGAUGGGGCCGAACUUCGUCGGCAGGAACCUUAGUAAACA
Suillus clintonianus is the source of this 1073-nucleotide messenger RNA. RefSeq lists its product as uncharacterized. Gene Ontology annotation, molecular function: FMN binding. The transcript is spliced from 5 exons. Bases 190 to 927 code for a protein of 245 amino acids. NCBI's taxonomy places the organism in Eukaryota, Fungi, Basidiomycota, Agaricomycetes, Boletales, Suillaceae. The record is from RefSeq and is a predicted model, not a curated record.